AUGAUGGGUGACGAGUAUUUAAUGGUUGAUUUACAAAAACAAAGUGAUGAUGAGAUAGAGAAAAAACAGCAUCUUGGUAUGAUGGAGUAUAUGCUCAAACAUAUCAAAGCUCGUGAUAUCUUAAAUCUAUGGCGAAGUCUACUUGAGAAGUUUGAAAGUAGCAUCGAAAUAGAUAAGGAUAAUGGCUACAUUUACAUUAAGUGGUUAUUGUGGUAUAGUGACGCUAAGGUAUCUGAAGAUAAACAAGUAGAGCUAGCAACGAUCAUAGCAAAAUACCUAAAUAAAGCGGAUCAAGAGGGACUGAUGAGAACUAUUGCUGAUAAAUAUAUUGAUGAGGGCGUACGAAAGGGUAUGAUCCAAGGCAUGCAGAUUGGUAGAAACGAAGGCAUGCAGAUUGGGGAAGCUAAAGGUUUACAGAUUGGUAGAAAUGAAGGAAAAUAUGAAGUAGCGCAUUAUAUGCUUACUGCUGGAUCUGAUGCUGACUUUAUCGCUAAAGUCACCGGUCUUUCAAUUGAUGAAAUAAAUAAACUAAAAAACAGCUAG
Chrysoperla carnea is the source of this 543-nucleotide messenger RNA. Its product is annotated as recombination-promoting nuclease pSLT051-like. The transcript has a single exon. Gene Ontology annotation, molecular function: double-stranded DNA endonuclease activity. Gene Ontology annotation, biological process: DNA recombination. The coding region runs from base 1 to 543 and encodes 180 amino acids. The record is from RefSeq and is a predicted model, not a curated record. Lineage: Eukaryota; Metazoa; Arthropoda; Insecta; Neuroptera; Chrysopidae.